Molecule: messenger RNA, 843 nt
Organism: Postia placenta MAD-698-R-SB12
Lineage: Eukaryota; Fungi; Basidiomycota; Agaricomycetes; Polyporales; Adustoporiaceae
Exons: 4
Coding region: 1-843 (280 amino acids)
Biological process (GO): protein phosphorylation
Molecular function (GO): ATP binding; protein kinase activity
Source: RefSeq, a predicted model, not a curated record
AUGCUAUCUAUAGGCGAGAGGACCAUCAAGUGGAUCAAGGGUGCUUUAAUUGGCGCUGGAUCCUUUGGCAAGGUCUAUCUCGGAAUGGACGCCUCAACUGGUCUUCUAAUGGCAGUCAAGCAAGUGGAGCUACCAACAGGUUCUGCCCCAAACGAGGAGCGGAAGAAGAGCAUGCUCAGUGCCCUUGAGCAUGAGAUUGAGCUCUUGCAGGAGUUGCAGCAUGAAAAUAUUGUCCAGUACCUAUCGUCCUGCAUUGAUGACGACCAUCUUAACAUCUUCCUGGAGUACGUUCCAGGAGGAUCUGUCACAUCCCUCCUGCGGAAUUAUGGCGCUUUCGAGGAGCCUCUUGUGCGGAAUUGGGUCCGACAGAUAUUACUCGGCUUGAACUACCUUCACGAACGGGAUAUCAUUCAUCGUGAUAUCAAGGGCGCAAACAUGCUUGUGGACAACAAGGGCGGUAUCAAGAUCUCUGACUUUGGCAUCUCCAAGAAGGUCGAGGACAGUCAUCGGGCCCACCGACCGUCGCUUCAAGGAUCAGUGUUCUGGAUGGCGCCUGAGGUUGUGAAGCAGACCGCUUACACACAAAAGGCCGACAUUUGGAGUGUUGGUUGUCUUGUCGUUGAGAUGCUGACGGGUGAGCACCCUUGGGCGCAGCUGACUCAGAUGCAAGCCAUAUUCAAAAUUGGCAUGUCGUCAAAACCCGCAAUCCCAGCGGACAUCUCACCAGAAGCAGAAGACUUCUUACAGCUUACAUUCGAACUAAAUCAUGAGAAACGGCCUUCAGCGACUGAGCUUCUCAAACACCCUUGGGUAGCAAGUCAAGCCCUGCCGCUCGGUCACUAG